UAUACCCUAAUCAUUGUUUCGCCAAGAACCCUAUUCUCGGAUGGGAGGAGGACACCAUCACGCCGCCCAGGUCCCCGCGAGCUUGGGCAGGGAUCUACGCGCUUGUCUUCGAUGCCGCCUUGUCAAAACCUACGAUCAGUUUAACAAGAAUGGCUGCGAGAAUUGUAAGUUCUUUCACAUGGAACAGGAACACGAUCGAAUUCUAGAGUGCACUACUGUGAAUUUUUCCGGGCUUAUAUCCUCGAUGGAUCCAACUGGGAGCUGGGCAGCUCGAUGGUUGAGAAUAAGCAAAUUCGUUCCUGGCUGCUACGCCCUGGCUGUCUCGGGCGUUCUCAACGAAGAUAUGCAGAACAUCUGCGAAGACAAUAACAUCAAGUACGUUCCUCGGUGAGCAGCCGAUGAUCGCAAGCACAGGAAAAAAAAAAAUUAGAAGAUCACAGAUUCAGAGGAGAAAACAGUGAGAAAAAUGUGAAUUUUGUCUUUCUCCGCUACUUAUUACGCUACUUGAUAAUGAGAUAAGUAGCCUCGCCUUUUACAAGAAA
Messenger RNA from Selaginella moellendorffii, 542 nucleotides. RefSeq names its product transcription elongation factor SPT4 homolog 2. The transcript has 5 exons. NCBI's taxonomy places the organism in Eukaryota, Viridiplantae, Streptophyta, Lycopodiopsida, Selaginellales, Selaginellaceae. Gene Ontology annotation, molecular function: RNA polymerase II complex binding; zinc ion binding. Bases 41 to 391 code for a protein of 116 amino acids. Gene Ontology annotation, cellular component: nucleus; DSIF complex. The record is from RefSeq and is a predicted model, not a curated record. Gene Ontology annotation, biological process: mRNA processing; regulation of transcription elongation by RNA polymerase II; positive regulation of DNA-templated transcription, elongation.